This is a messenger RNA of Desarmillaria tabescens, 834 nucleotides long. RefSeq lists its product as uncharacterized. NCBI's taxonomy places the organism in Eukaryota, Fungi, Basidiomycota, Agaricomycetes, Agaricales, Physalacriaceae. Bases 1 to 834 code for a protein of 277 amino acids. The transcript is spliced from 7 exons. The record is from RefSeq and is a predicted model, not a curated record.
AUGUCUGAUCCUGUCCACCCCCAGGAACUCCAGUUCUUCACCACUGAGGAUGGCCGCCAUUCCUAUCCGUGUCGUCCAUGUGGUCAGAGUCCAAAAGCAGAGCAAAUCAAGAUCGGGCAAAGAACUGUUUAUUUCAGAAUCUACAAGGUCAAGGAUAACGGUGUUAUGCCCUUUUGGAACUCCAAAUCGUUAUGGAAAGUCAUCCGUUUCUGCGAUGAAAAUUGGGAAGUUAUUCACCAUAUUAACCAGGAAGACUGUAAAAGCAAGUCCCGUGCUCGUCUGCACCAACGUCGAACACCGUCAGUGUACCACGAGCUUCGUGCUAGAUCCACUUUCGAAAGCUCCGACCUCGCUGUCGCCUUCAAACACUGGUACAUGGUCCGACACCACCAAAUUCCUUGUCAAACGGAAGAUACCUCAAUAUUCGCUGCUUCAAGACUUCAAGACUCGUACACGCGUAUUCUCAGACAACAACCUUCGCCCUGCCACAACCUAUCGACGUCCGAUGAGCAAGGACACGGCGUCUUGAAUGUGGUGCUAUUCUAUUCUAUUUCUGUGGAACUCGGGUGGAGGGUGCACGGGUGCAAUACUUGGGACGGUCGGACGUACCCCCAGAGCAUUCUUGGUGACGAUGUUUGUGCUGCUGCAAUGCACCGGGGUCCGGCAGGUGUUCUGCUAUCGAUUGCUGCUGUAAAUUCCAGCAAAUUGUCAAAGUCUGCAAGCUGGGGUAAGGGGUUACUGCUCACUGCGCCAGAAGGAGUCUUCGAGGAGUCUCGCUGCGUAAUCGACCAUCCAAAGCUGGCGAUUGGAAAACUGUUAAUUGCUUGCUUAUAA